AUGCGUGAGGCCAUGGAUAAAAUACUGAUAGGACCGCUACCCGUUGCUUAUGGCCCGCUGACUCCCUCUAAACCUAAAGCAUUUUCUCUUCGUGCACCAACAUGCGUUUCCAACUUUUAUCGCAUCGCAAGAGGCCUACUGAUAAAUAAGCCAAUUCUGUUGGAAGGGGGCCCAGGUUGUGGAAAGUCGAGCACUGUGAUGGCGUUAGCGCAGCUAAGUGGCCAUCCAAUCACCAGAUUGAACCUUUCAGAUCAGACGGAUCUUUCCGACCUUUUUGGUAGCGAUGUACCGGUGGUAACAAGUGAUGGAAGCAUCUCCUUCCGUUGGGAGGACGGUCCAAUACUGCGAGCCAUAAAGCGAGGCGAAUGGAUUCUACUUGAUGAGAUGAACCUUGCAUCGCAAUCGGUGUUAGAAGGUCUUAAUGCCUGUUUCGAUCAUAGAAGAGUCCUUUUUAUUGCCGAAUUGAAUCGCUCUUUUGUAAUUCCACCAGACAGCAGUUGCCGAUUUUUUGCAUGUCAGAAUCCAAGGACGCAGGGCGGAAAUCGACGGGCUCUUCCCAAGUCUUUUGUUAAUCGUUUUACUAACAUUUACGUUGAAGAUCUUACAAAGGAGGAUAUUUUAUUCAUUUUGAAAGAACAACCAGCAGCCGCUCACAUUGAUCACUCUCGCCUUCAAGCAAUGGUAUCCAUCACAAUGAAUCUUGCCGCUCAACACAGUCUCUGCGGUGGUCCCUUUUCCUUCAAUCUAAGAGAUUUGCUACGGUGGAUUCAUUUAUUUGAGAAGAACGGCGAUAUGUCGAGCUGUUUUGAUACCUUGUACAUAAAAAGGAUGAGGAACGAAGAGGAUCGUCAUAAGGUUGUCGUUUUCAUCUACAUUACCAUGUACAUUGUCUUUUGUAAAAUUUUUUAA
Molecule: messenger RNA, 909 nt
Organism: Strongylus vulgaris
Lineage: Eukaryota; Metazoa; Nematoda; Chromadorea; Rhabditida; Strongylidae
Source: the annotation of a GenBank genome assembly